AUGCUUAGAGUACUAAUACCUACCACGAAAACAGGAUCAAGGAGACUUUAUUCCACUGAAUUUCCUACUAAUAUCAACUCCAAACCAAAUAUUUCACAAUUUAAAACCCCUUUGUUGCAUACAUUUCUCAUAGCAAGUACCACCUAUUUGCUCCUCAAUACCAUUGCAAUGACUCUUGAAUACGAAGAAGAGAAACAAAAGAUUGAAAAUUUGGAAAAAAGUAUCGAGUUUGAGAUUCAAACAGUUAUUGAUAAUAAAAAGAAACAGUUAGAGUCCAGAUGGUAUCAAAAAAUUCCAUUUUUUUGGAAAUCUUAA
Messenger RNA from Yamadazyma jaroonii, 315 nucleotides. The record is from the annotation of a GenBank genome assembly. NCBI's taxonomy places the organism in Eukaryota, Fungi, Ascomycota, Pichiomycetes, Serinales, Debaryomycetaceae.